Tarenaya hassleriana is the source of this 1053-nucleotide messenger RNA. Its product is annotated as probable F-box protein At4g22030. The record is from RefSeq and is a predicted model, not a curated record. The annotation marks the transcript as partial. NCBI's taxonomy places the organism in Eukaryota, Viridiplantae, Streptophyta, Magnoliopsida, Brassicales, Cleomaceae. The transcript has a single exon.
AGAGCCUCUGAUUCUGUCCAAAGGUCGCGCCUUUACGCGGUGCUGGAGGAAGUUAUAGACAGGAUAGAGAUGCACAGAAACAUCGGAGAGCAACGCAACAACUGGAACUCCCUCAUGCUCGGUUCCAUCAACACCAUCACUCUGACAGGCGCUUUAAUGGCGGGAAUGGCGUCCGGCGGAGGAGGAGAUUCUGUCAUGGCCAUGAAAAUGGCUUCGACGGUUUUGUUGGCCUCGGCUACGAGUAUGGUCGCCAUGAUGAACAAGAUUCAGCCAUCUCAGCUGGUGGAAGAACAGCGUAACGCCACGAGGCUUUUCACUCAGCUCAGAUUCAGAAUCGAGAGCGUUCUGAUGAGAGAAGAGACAGAAGUUGGAGAAGAUGAAGUGAAGGAAGCGAUGGAGAGAGUGCUGUGUAUAGACAGAGCUUACCCUCUUCCCCUCCUCGGAGCAAUGCUCGAGAAAUUCCCGAAAGAGUUCAAACCCUCCAUCUGGUGGCCUCAAAACAAUCGAAAAAAGGCCCAAACCCGCUCUGUAAAUCGAUCAAAGAUAGAAAAUGGAUGGAGUAAAGAGCUGGAGAUGGAGAUGGAAGAGGUGAUGGAGGUGGUGAAGAGGAGAGAUUCGGAGGAAUACAAGAACCUUGGUGACAAAGCGUUGAGGCUAAACCGGGUCUUGGCCAUGUCCGGACCGGUUUUGACCGGAGUUUCCGCCAUAGCCUCAGCUUUUAUCGGUCACGGUUCGUGUUGGGCAGGAGUUGCAGCCACGACGUUAGCUGCGUUAGGAUCGGCGGUGAACGCGUUAGAGCAUGGUGGCCAAGUGGGGAUGGUGUUUGAGAUGUACAGAAACAGUGCCGGAUUCUUUUCUGAGCUGGAAGAUUCGAUCAGAUCCACCAUCGGAGAAUCUGAAACGGGGAAGAGAGAGAACGGCGAAGUGUUCGAGACGAAGAUCGCGUUGAAGCUCGGGAGGAGCUUGUCUGAGCUGAGAGAUCUCGCGAGAAAAUCGGGUUCCUCUCGUGUUGAAGGAUCCGCCAUUGAUGAGUUCGCGAGCAAGCUUUUCUAG